Phlebotomus argentipes is the source of this 1525-nucleotide messenger RNA. Its product is annotated as palmitoyltransferase ZDHHC6. NCBI's taxonomy places the organism in Eukaryota, Metazoa, Arthropoda, Insecta, Diptera, Psychodidae. Gene Ontology annotation, biological process: protein palmitoylation. Gene Ontology annotation, cellular component: Golgi apparatus. Bases 199 to 1386 code for a protein of 395 amino acids. The record is from RefSeq and is a predicted model, not a curated record. Gene Ontology annotation, molecular function: palmitoyltransferase activity. The transcript is spliced from 6 exons.
UUCAAAAGUGAGGGGAAAUGUUGGCAGCAGUGCUGGGCAGGUGCUUGUGACAUGCGUCAGGGUGGGCUGAGAAAAUUUUCUUUGCACUUUCCCAUUUGUGUGCAUUUAAAUGGGCAGUGAGGAGCAGUAGUUCACAAGGAGUGCAGCAUUCCGGAGGCCAGAGGUCAGGUGAUCACAUCGCAUGCUUAAGGAGACACCAUGGGGAGUCUGUGGACGGGAAUCCGGCGCUUCUUCCACUGGGGCCCAUUGACGGCGAUGGGCAUCAUAAAAGUAAUUUCUUUCGUUACACUCUACAUGAACGCCAUGUGGUGGCCGCCCAACUUGACAAUCGGUGGUUUGGUCAAUCAGACCAUUUUCCUCAUGCUCUCGUCCCUCACGGUCUUCAACUUCGUGAUGUCGUCAGUUACGGGCCCGGGAUUCGUGCCGCUCGGCUGGCGUCCCAAGGACAACAAGAUCCAGGAUGAGCUGCAGUUCUGCACAGUUUGCCAAGGCUUCAAGGUUCCGCGAUCUCAUCACUGUCGCAGAUGUUCCAGGUGCUCCAUGAAGAUGGAUCAUCAUUGCCCGUGGAUCAACAAUUGCGUCGGAUGGGCGAAUCACGCGUAUUUCUGUUACUUCUUGGGCUUCGCUGUGAUCGGCUGUCUUCACGCCACUGCUCUUCUCAGCGGAGCUCUAUACCGUGGUCUCAAUCGGCAUUGGUACAUAAUGCACGGCCGUGAGAGUCUGGCCACGGUUCACCUCACCAUGUGGACGCUUGUGCUGUGUGUCUUCAGCUUGGGCCUCUCCAUUGGCGUGGUGAUCGCCGUGGGCAUGCUUCUGGGAUUCCAGGUGCGCGCCAUCGUUCGCAAUCGCACUGGGAUCGAGGAUUGGAUUGUGGAGAAGGCCAAAUACCGCCGCGAAGGCACAGAUGAGACCUUCCGCUUCCCCUACGACUUGGGUGUGCAGCAGAACGUCGCCCAGGUGGUGAGCUGGUCGUGCGAGCCCGUCGGUGACGGAAUUGUGUGGGAGGUGGCGGAAGGGUGUGACCAGUAUUCGCUGACGAGGGAGCAGUUGGCACAGAAGGCGGACAAGAGGGCGCGCACGAGACGAUACAGCAUCGUGAAGAGGGCCACGGGCAGUUGGGUGCCUCUCUGGUCGCAGGGCAUUUGCGUCUCUGUCCAGCCACCGUGCACAGAUGAACCACGAAUUGAAUUGGAUGUUGGGGACAUCGUAAACGUGACACGAUGGCGGAAAUACUGGCUCUUUGGCGAAAAGGCCAACUCGACGAGGAAAUCUGGAAAGGAGAGCAGUGAGAAGGCCAUCCGGGGAUGGUUCCCAAGGCGUUGCGCCAUGGAAUUGGUGGAGAGUGAAGACAAUAUCGAGACGUACAUUAGCAAGAAGAGCAAAUAGCGGCAAUGAUGACCCCAAAGAGACUUUCAUGAGCAUUUUUCACUUAUUCACGCAGAUCAGGGACAUAGUGUUACCUCUCAGGAGUCACACACUCUCAUGUACACUGUAUUACGGCAAUUCAUUCGACACGAUCAAUGCA